UUGGCUGGAACUUUCCGGAACUAACGUCACAAUAACACGCAUGUUUUCGGUGGGAAAAUGUUUUUCACCAUUAUGUAAUAUUUAUAAUAUUGCUGCAUAACCUCCUGUUAACAGUCAGCAAUUAUAUGUUCAGCGAAUUGUGGUUUAAUUAUAGACUUCACUGCCAUGAAUAAUCUUGGCUAAGCGGGAUACAAAAUUUACUCCCCAUUGUUUGCUAGCAGAAGGCAAUUGUGACGUGUUUCUUGCACUCAAAGUACUAUACUGUUAUUGUCACGCGGAUGUGUGGUUAGCGUUUAACCUUCCAAAAACAUUUGUUGAAGCAAGCGGGCUCUUUGAAAAGCGCCAACAAUGCCCGAAAUCAAACUCCACCACGUUGUGUCGUGUAGCACAGAGGACAGUACUCACAAGGCGGACAACUUGCUGAGCUCGGACACGUACAGAAAGUGGAAAGCCGCCCGAGCCGGAGAGAAGCAGACGUCAGUCAUUCUUCAGUUUGAGAAGGAGGAGCAGGUGCACAGCAUCGACAUUGGAAAUGAAGGGUCGGCAUUUGUCGAGGUUUUGGUGGGGAAUUCCUCUGCAGCCAGAGACCAGGACUAUGAGGUGAUACUGGUCACUUCGUCCUUCAUGACACCCACAGAGAGCCGUAACGGCACUAACAUGAGCAGGGUACGCUUCUUUGGACCCGGACAACUGCAGAAGAGCACAGCACAGGAGAAGUGGGACCGAGUGAAAAUUGUCUGCAGCCAGCCUUACAGUAAAAACAUAGCAUACGGCUUGGCCUUUGUCAAGUUCCAUUCACCUCCGGACAAAAACGACCCUCCAGUGACGUCUCCGCAGAAAUUGACCAAACUGGGUCAGUUCCGGGUGAAAGACGACACCGCUGCCUCAGGCUCUAGCAUCCAACCCGGCAGUCUCUUCUUCAGCACCAAGUCCAAUACUUCUCCCAAAGUCUCACCACAGAGUAACAAGUUGAGCUACGCUGCCGCAACCCUGCAAGCUGCCGGGCCUGCCGGCCCGCCUACCGCUCCUCCGUCAUCGUCCACCUCACCACAGGCACCUGCAAAGAGAAAGUUCGAGUUUGACAAAGAGCGUGAGUCAGUCCCCGGUCCCCCACACCCGAAGAGAAGCAGCACGGGAAACUCGCCGGAGUUCAAACCUGCAACUCCCAAAGUCAAGUCCAGCACGCCCAGCCCCAAUGCCUCCAAAGCCUCGUCAGUGAAGAUGUUUGCCGAAAAGAGGCAUGAGAGUUUGCCGAAAACCAAAGAGCAGCCAUCCAAAGGAGUAAAGAGUUUGGAGAAAGUGCCCUUCAAGCGCGUCAUGGAGGGAGUGGUGUUCGUCCUCAGCGGUUUUCAGAAUCCCUUCAGGGGGGAGCUGAGGGAGAAGGCUCUGGAGAUGGGAGCCAAGUACCGGCCAGACUGGACGCCUGACUCGACGCACCUCAUCUGUGCCUUUGCAAACACUCCCAAGUACAGCCAGGUGAAGUCAGCGGGGGGCAUGAUCGUGCGGAAGGAAUGGGUGCUUGACUGCCAUAAAAGGAAACAGAAACUCUCCUACAAAAGUUAUUUGAUGGAUGGUGCAGAGUCGAGCUCAGAGAGCGACAUGGAGGCAGACGACCAGAGUGAGGAGGAAGUCAGGGUAAAGACUGUCCAGAAACAGCCCAGACAUGUUUCUCCCAAAAAGGAGAUAAGGAACGUGGAGGACGAGUACGCCGGCUCCACUGAUGUGGACGACGAGCCAGGCGGUGACGAGGACUCUGCCGCUGACACAGAGGAUGAGCUUCAAAGGGUGGAGAACGAGAACAGUCAGAAGAAGAAGAAAGCGGUAAAGCAGCCGCAGCCUGAGCAGGAGGAGGAUCCCUACGGCGGCUCCACAGACGAGAACACAGACGCGGAGCAAGAACAGGAUCAUCCCAUCCCAGAUCUGCCGGACUACCUGAACGGGAAGCACUUUUUCCUCUACGGAAAGUUCCCCAACAACGAGAGGAGACUCCUGACGCGCUACAUUGCCGCCUUUAACGGCGUACUGGAGGACUACAUGUCGGACACGGUGCACUUUGUGGUGACCGGCGAAGGAUGGCACGACUCCUUUGAGGACGCACUGAUGGACAACGGCAACCUGAACUUCGUCAAGCCCGCCUGGAUCUUCGCCAUCAACCAGCGUCAGAAGCUGCUGCCUUACCAGCCUUACACCGUGGUGCCAUGAAAAGUCCCUUUUUUUUUUUUUUUAAUUUGUUUUCAUGAACUAGAGUUACUUUUUUUUUUAUUGGUUCAAGUCGUUUGGCUAUGUUUUACCUGUAAAAAUCUCAUCAGCAUCAACUUGUUUUUUGUUUGUUUUUUGGGGAGGACUUUACUUGACCUGCGUCUGGCAACCUUGUCUGGAAAAUGAAUCACGGCUGCCGCGCUGCGACUGUCGGCGGCGGAGCUGAUAAGAUGUUUUUAUGAGGCCACUGAAAGUCAGGUGAAAGGUUAUGGUUAUUCCAUACUUUUGUCUACUUCCAACACCCCCACCACCACCACUUUCUAUGAGAGGGCUACUUGAGAUUCGAUGAAACUGACUUUGUGAUACUUUUUGUGUAAUAUUGCGUGCUAGAGACGACACAGACUCAACGCGACUGAGGUGACAUUGGCUGUCUUUCUAAUUUGUUUAAAUAAACAGAUUUUGAAUUUAA
This is a messenger RNA of Syngnathoides biaculeatus (alligator pipefish), 2668 nucleotides long. RefSeq names its product X-ray repair complementing defective repair in Chinese hamster cells 1 (gene xrcc1). Gene Ontology annotation, cellular component: nucleus. The record is from RefSeq and is a predicted model, not a curated record. NCBI's taxonomy places the organism in Eukaryota, Metazoa, Chordata, Actinopteri, Syngnathiformes, Syngnathidae. Gene Ontology annotation, biological process: double-strand break repair via nonhomologous end joining; base-excision repair; single strand break repair. Gene Ontology annotation, molecular function: damaged DNA binding. The coding region runs from base 349 to 2202 and encodes 617 amino acids. The transcript has 17 exons.